AUGACUUUUACCGUGCUAUCAGACGACAACGUGAGGCAAUUGCUGAGCGAACUUAGCCCAAGUGAUACACGCCAAUUCAUCACAGCCUUGCAGGGGGGUCUCGUUGCCUACUCGUGCCAGGAUGAGCAGCAGUAUCAGCCGGAACGUUCAGUUAUAUCUCGCCCCAGCGGCCAAAGGAGCUUGUUCAUGCCGGCCACGACGCCGCAGGCAAUCGGUGUCAAAAUGGUGGGCAUUGCUCCUCCUUCCGGGCCGACCAGCGCUGCUUCGGAGGCAGCACCACCGCCGCCACCGGCGCUGCGCAGCGUCCUUACCCUGUGCAAUGCUGCGGGGGAGGCCAUCGGCAUACUCAACGCCGCGGAGCUCACGGCUUUCCGCACUGCUCUGGGGUCUAUGCUCCUAUACCAGUCUCGCAAGGAGACGGCCAACAUUGUGGUCUUUGGCUCGGGGAAGCAGGCGCAGUGGCACAUUCGCUUGGCUGUGAUGUUGCGCGCCAAGGAUAUUCGCAAAAUUGUCAUUGUCAAUCGAAGCCGUGGGCGAGCGCAAGCACUGAUUGCCAGCCUAGUCAAAGACUCACAUCUGUCCUGGCCGUCACACAUCAAGACGUACCAGUUUGAGGAGCGCAACGAAAGCCUCGAAGACUUGGUCGCGGAUGCGGAUGUUAUCUUCUGUACCACUCCGGCCACUGAGCCACUUUUCCGUGCGAAAUUCCUUACUUCGGCAAGUGCUCAAAGGAAGACACGAUACAUUGCCGCGAUCGGUUCAUAUCGGCUAAACAUGGCAGAGAUUGAUCCGGAGCUCAUCAAGAUAAUGGUAGACCCUUUCGGAAUAUUCUCGCAGCAUGUGUGGCAGAGGCACAUCGCGGUUGACACUCGCGAGGGGUGUCUGCAAGAGGCCGGAGAGCUGGUCAGUGCAGGUGUAGAUCCGGGUAAGAUGCUUGAGGUUGGGCGAAUUUUUGGAUCUCAAGACAUUCCUUCCGCGCAGACUGAAUGGCUGGAAGAAGGCUUCGUCCUGUAUAAAAGCGUCGGAGUAGGUGUUAUGGACAUGGCGGUAGGGCACCAGCUUCUACAGCUUGCCAAAGCCAAGGAUAUUGGGACGACCUUGGCAACUUUCUAG
Messenger RNA from Cordyceps fumosorosea ARSEF 2679, 1113 nucleotides. RefSeq names its product ornithine cyclodeaminase. The coding region runs from base 1 to 1113 and encodes 370 amino acids. The record is from RefSeq and is a predicted model, not a curated record. Lineage: Eukaryota; Fungi; Ascomycota; Sordariomycetes; Hypocreales; Cordycipitaceae. The transcript has a single exon. Gene Ontology annotation, cellular component: cytoplasm.